Molecule: messenger RNA, 1395 nt
Organism: Myotis lucifugus (little brown bat)
Lineage: Eukaryota; Metazoa; Chordata; Mammalia; Chiroptera; Vespertilionidae
Product: small proline-rich protein 3-like
Exons: 2
Coding region: 501-1076 (191 amino acids)
Source: RefSeq, a predicted model, not a curated record
AAGCAGGCAUUUCAGCCUUUCCUUUCCUCGCAAAGGGCUGGAUCUGCUAAGAAAUGGAACAGCAUAUUGUUCACUUAUUGUCACGUACUGAAUAGUCACUUAAGUAAAGAUCAGGUGAUUCACCUACUAUUCUUUGGAACCUCCCAGAAGAACCAGUAGUGCCUAUUGUUCAUCUCCACAUCCGCUUAGAAAAUUAAAGUACUCAAUAGAAUUAAUCUGAGCUAAAGACCAGGUUUCUAUCCAAGAAACACACUUGUUCCUGGUCCCAGAACCCAGAACUUCCCCCUGACAUAACUCAUCACCACCCAGGAAUCCUGUUAUCCAUACCAACCUCAUCGCAAAGGGUAGACAGUGGGACCAAGCCCAAGGUGAUAUUUUUGUCAAAGAGUAAGUGCCAAAAAAUGUUAAGCCAGAGAUUUUCAUUACAAAAGCUUGAAUAAAGAUAGAGCAGUCCAAAAAAACUUCCACUUCCUUAAGGCAGGGCUCAUAUUCUGUAUAAAAUGCUAGCUGGCCAGAGAUUCCACACCAGACCCAAGAGGCCAGACAGCUUGAACUUUUCUCUGCACCAGGUCCAGCCUCCUUUGAACCAUGAGUUUCCCACCAGCAGAAGCAGCCCCACCAACCCACCUCCCCAGCUUCAGCAGCAACAGGUGAAACAGCCCCACCAGCCUCCACCUCAAGAACCAUCUGUUCCUAUAACCAAGGCGAUAUGCCCCCCCAAGGUUCCACAACCUGGCCCCACCAAGGUUCCACAACCUGGCCAAACCAACGUUCCACAACCUGGCCCCACCAAGGUUCCAGAGCCAUACUACCCCCAGCAUCCUCAACCAGGCCAAACCAAAGUUCCAGAGCCAUACAACCCCCAGCAUCCUCAACCAGGCCAAAAAGAUAUUUCAGAGCCAUACUACCCUCAGCAUCCUCAACCAGGCAAUCCUGUGUUUCCUGAGAAGGGUCACACCAAGCUUCCUGAGCCAGUCCAUCCUAAAGUCCCUCAGCCUGGCCAGCCUCAGGUCCCUGAGCCAUUUCCUUCAAAGGUUACUCCUGGCCCAGCCCAGCAGAAGACCAAGCAGAAGUAAUGUGGACCACAGCCAUGCCCUUGAGGAGUUGAUCACCAGAUGCUGACUACCUUCUUCCCUUCUGCUUCUGUGUCUUGAUUAUCUGUAGACCUUGUAAUCAGUAUGUUCUCACCAUCAGUCAGAAUCUUUCUCUUAUUUGCAUCCUAAAAAAUAUUUGCUAUGAGACUUUUCCUUGCACACUCUGAAGAGUCCUCUGAGCCUCUGAAUUAUGCAGAAGGCCUGAGUGGCUCUGCUGGUCCUAUGUUGCUCAGGGCUCACCUGAAGAGUCAGUCUGGAUGAGAACAAUGCCUGUUUCCUGCUCUGUCCCUAUUAAAGCACU